Molecule: messenger RNA, 4440 nt
Organism: Rhineura floridana
Lineage: Eukaryota; Metazoa; Chordata; Lepidosauria; Squamata; Rhineuridae
Gene: NAMPT
Product: nicotinamide phosphoribosyltransferase
Exons: 11
Coding region: 415-1896 (493 amino acids)
Biological process (GO): NAD+ biosynthetic process
Molecular function (GO): nicotinamide phosphoribosyltransferase activity
Source: RefSeq, a predicted model, not a curated record
CACCCCUUUUUCGUUCUUUUGGGGAACAGCGAACGCAAGAGAGACGGACAGAAUAGCUUGUUGUGUGACGUCACUGCCCUCCCUCCCCUCCUGAGAUGCAGACCAAUUGACGAAUACGCCGAAACUCCUCCCCCCCAGUGACCUCACAGCUCCUCUCUGUCCGUCUCUCCCGCCACUCUAGGGACGGCAUCCAAUCAAGGGCGGGGAUGGCGACAGAGCCGUCUCUCGGCCCUCCGUGACGUCGUGGCCCCGCCCCCAAGCCGCCCCCUGAGGCGCUUGGCAGCGGGCAACGAAAGAAGCAGCAGCGAAGCCCAUUUUCGUGUCCCUUCCUCCCCAUUCAGCGGCUGGUGCUCUCGCGCGCUGUGCUCGCGGUUUGUUUCUUCCCUCCCCCUUAUUUCUCAGCCACCAGGCGACAUGGAAAGUGCGGCGGUGGGAGCCGAGUUCAACAUCCUCCUCGCGACCGACUCCUACAAGGUGACACAUUAUAAACAAUAUCCACCCAAUACAAGCAAAGUUUAUUCCUACUUUGAAUGUCGUGAAAAGAAGACAGAGAACUCUAAAUUCAGGAAGGUGAAAUAUGAGGAGACUGUUUUUUACGGGUUGCAGUAUAUUCUUAAUAAAUACUUAAAAGGCAAAGUGGUAACCAAAGAGAAAAUUCAGGAAGCCAAAGAAGUAUACAAGGAACACUUUCAAGAUGAUGUCUUCAAUGAAACCGGGUGGAACUACAUUCUUGAGAAGUACGAAGGUUGUCUUCCUAUAGAAGUAAAGGCUGUUCCUGAGGGCAGUGUCAUUCCCAGAGGAAAUGUACUGUUCACUGUUGAAAACACUGAUCCAGACUGUUAUUGGCUCACAAACUGGAUUGAGACUAUUCUUGUUCAGUCAUGGUAUCCAAUCACAGUAGCCACAAACUCCAGAGAACAAAAGAAGAUCCUAGCAAAAUAUCUGCUAGAAACCUCAGGCAGUUUAGACGGUCUGGAAUACAAGCUACAUGAUUUUGGUUACAGAGGGGUCUCUUCACAAGAGACUGCAGGAAUAGGAGCCUCUGCACAUUUGGUGAACUUUAAAGGAACUGACACAGUAGCAGGAAUUGGUUUAAUUAAAAAAUACUAUGGAACAAAAGACCCUGUGCCAGGCUAUUCAGUACCAGCUGCUGAACACAGUACUAUAACAGCUUGGGGAAAAGACCAUGAAAAAGAUGCUUUUGAACACAUAGUGACACAAUUUUCUUCAGUGCCUGUAUCUGUGGUCAGUGACAGUUAUGACAUUUACAAUGCUUGCGAAAAAAUAUGGGGUGAAGAUUUAAGGCAAUUAAUUGAAUCAAGAAGUUCAGAAGCUCCACUGAUUAUUAGGCCAGAUUCAGGAAAUCCUCUUGACACCGUGCUAAAGGUUUUAGAAAUUCUAGGAGGGAAGUUCCCUAUUACAGAAAAUGAAAAAGGCUAUAAAGUGUUGCCUCCUUACCUCAGAAUUAUUCAAGGAGAUGGUGUAGAUAUCAAUACAUUGCAAGAGAUGGUGGAAGGAAUGAAACAAAAGAAAUGGAGUAUUGAAAAUAUUGCAUUUGGAUCUGGUGGAGCUUUAUUGCAGAAAUUAACUAGGGAUCUCUUGAAUUGCUCUUUCAAAUGCAGUUAUGUGGUGACCAAUGGCCUUGGGGUAAAUGUCUUUAAAGAUCCUGUAGCUGAUCCUAAUAAAAGGUCAAAAAAAGGCAGGUUAUCGUUACACAGGACACCAAAUGGAGACUUUGUUACACUAGAAGAAGGCAAGGGGGAUCUUGAGGAAUAUGGGCAGGAUCUCCUUCAUACGGUGUUUAAGAACGGCGCAGUAACAAAAUCUUACUCAUUUGAUGAAGUAAGAAAAAAUGCCAAGCUGAAGAAUAGUGAACUGACAAUGGCAUCUCACUAAAGUUUCAUUCCAUGUUUGUAUCUGUGUAACAAUUAUGUACUGCGUAGCUAAUGAUUUCUUGUACAGAUCUGUGUGUUUGUGUUUGCCACAUUAUAGCCAAAUUAUUUGUUGGUUUAUGGACAUCACUGCCCUCUUUCUUCUUUUCUUUUGCCAGUCUUUAGAAAAAAUGGAAUUGGGGAAAUACUUGCAGUGUAAAACAUGUGCUUCUAAGGGUCCUUUGCCAGUAGUGAUUCAAUGUGGUAUUGAUCUCAUUACUAAUGAGACAGAGCUGAGACUUUUUAUACAUAUAAAUAGAGAGAGAGAGAAACAUACCACAAACAGAUUUGCAUAAAAAUAUCAUUGCUUUAUGUUUAUAUUUAACUUGUAUUUUUGUACAAACAAGAUUGUGUAAAAUAUAUUUAAAAGGUUCAAUUAUUAUGUCUUUCCAACUUUUCGUGAUUUUUAUGAGCACAGACUUUCAAAGAAAUAUUUUGGGGUGGGGGAAUUCAUUGCCUUUUUGUCCAUUGAUCAGCAAAUAAAACAUGGUCUUAAGUUUUAUUGUGACAGCUGUACUAUUUGAGACUUUUAAUCAGAAUAGCUCCCUCAGAUCCCACAGAAGGAGGGACUUCACUGUUCAUUGUAGCUACCUGUCAUUUGACAGCUAAACAGCUGUUCUUGGUGAGGUACUGUAAAAAUAUAUAAACACACAGGCCUUGUUAGAGAGCAAGAGAUAUAAAUGGAAUGCCAAAUGUGGAAGGACCUCUUACUGCAACAAAGAUUGCCAAGUGGACCUCAGUAUUCUAAGAGCAAGGCUGCAGUUAGCCUGGAUAUAAGUCCCACUGAAAUCCAUGGGACUUAUUUCCAAGUAAACAUGCAGGAGGUCUGACCAUAGUGCUUCUAAGGGAUUUUCUUCCUCUACAGAACAUAUAUGUAAAAUAUUGACAGGUAUGGAAGUGAUGUAUUAAAGUAACUACACUUCUGGAUUCAUUUUUACAUAUAUUGUGACAGAUUUCAAAGCAAAAUACUGAUCUUAGUUGUGCACUUUUUUUACUUAUUUUGUAUUUUGAUCUUUGAUUUUGCCUUUUUGUCAGACUGGAUGUUGAACUGUGUAGACAUCUUAACUAUUUUUUGUUGAACAACUUUAAUAAAACAUUAUACUAGCCAAACUCCUUUUACAUUGGUAGCCUCCCCUAUAGGGGACACUAUGCAGAGGUUAACUAUUUUAAAUAUUAAGGUGAUGAAACGUACUCUUUUCAUGACUGCACUUGAUUCACUUUCUACACAUGCUUUGAAUUUAUUUCUAAAGAACAAGUUGGUUAAUGAAUGACUUGCAUGCUGUAUCAAGUUCUCAGGUGUACAGCCAUACUUCAGGAUGGUUGCUAGAAGACAUGGACCUGUUAGUCUUUCUAGAGGAAGCAACGUUAUUUUAGUUUGUUACCUCUGGUGAAGGAUAAAAUCUCUGAUCACUGUAUAGGUCGGUUAAACAUUGUCUGGGAAAUGGUCCAGAAGAGCUCUAACAAAAUGGAGAAAAUCAAGUUAAUAUACUUUUUUAAAAAGUUUGAAUAGCCAUAUUUUAAUAUUCCUGCUAUGAAACAUAUUUAAUUUCCCAGAUGUAGUAUUAAGCUACUUAGGCCGAGUCUCAACAAUCUAUUUUGUGUAACAAGGUUUACUGUAUUAUUGAAAGCAGUGGUUUGGUUUGUUCUCGGAACAGUGACUUUCAUACCUAGAAAUUUCCUUACCGUGAUAACUGCAGUUGGUUUGCCUUGGUCAGAAAAAUUCAAAAACUCUAUUUAAAGGUGAGCAAGACUUAAAACUCUUCCACAAUGUACUGAGGAAUGAACUUAUGAUAAGUAGUACAAGAAAUCUGGUAAGUUUCCCACUUAACUGAUAUUUUUAUACUUGAAGGUAAUGGAGAGGCACUCUUUUAUGCACCAUGAGUUCCCUGGACGUUUGGUUUCUAGGUAUUUCUGGGAGGGGCAGGUGUUUUUUUUUUUUAUUAAAACACUAAAUUUCCUCACUUAUACUAGUUGAAGGAUCCUGAGCUGUUACCAAGGUUUAGUGUUAAGACAGUUGAAAUCUGAAACACCAAGUAGUUUGGUGCUGGGUACAACUUUAUAGAGCUUGAACCUUAAAUAUCCUAAUUCUUCCAUGCAGAGACAAGCAGCAUUUUUGGGUUUGGUUUAAGCAAUUAAGUUUGUAGGGUUAGCUCCCAUCUCAUUAUAGUACAGUACUUGUAUUUAAAAAUGGCAAUUGGGAAGCUUUUUGUGUUUAAUUUAUUUAUAACCUGUAUUUAACAUAAGAAAUUAUUUUUAUGACUAUUUUUUUCUCAGAGGAAUGAUUAUGAAAUUGAUAUGAAAUCUUUUUAUAGCAAAGAAUCCAUCUUGGAAGAUUUGAGAUGUAUUUAUUGUUUGCCAAAAUUCAAACCAUAAACAGAAUUUUAUCUAGUUUUACAUUCCUUCUUAACCUGCUUAGCCAAGUAAGUAUUCUUCACCUAAAUCUUGUUUUAGUCAAAAUGUGCUUGGCAUCAAAGAGAAAUGUAAUAAACCAUGGAAAUAAAGUUUUAGU